Phytophthora megakarya is the source of this 858-nucleotide messenger RNA. NCBI's taxonomy places the organism in Eukaryota, Oomycota, Peronosporomycetes, Peronosporales, Peronosporaceae. The record is from the annotation of a GenBank genome assembly.
AUGGAGGUCAAGAUCCCGCUGGUGCCCGCGGUGGAGCGACCCGAGUACGAAACUCCGCGUGCAAUACUCCAAAGAUCGAAGACGACGCUGAUCCAGUGUCGGAAGGUCGAGGCGAGUCAGGAUCAAGAUAUUCCUGACUGCCUACCCUCGGACGAGUCGCCGUCGGAGAUUCGACCGUUGGAUCUAGCGUCUGUCGCAAGUGAGGAGUCGGAUCUGUCGUCUAUCGCAGACGAAGGCCCUAUAUCGCAUGCUGUAACGGUCAAGGAGGCACUAGAAGAUCUCGAUCAAGUGACGUCAGACGUGUGGACGACUAAUCUGUCGUUGGAGGAAACUAUAGGCGUGGUGGAAAUGCGAGAAGAGGAUGCCCGAGAUGAAAUUGGGGUUGUCAGCGCAUCGGAUCUGGACCUCACAUGGGACUCAGAUCAAGAUUAUGAUGAAUGUGUGUACUACCAUGAAGGAAGUGAUCUGUACGCGGAAGAUGUCGAUGGUCAGAUGGCUGUACUGCCGGAAGUGCCUGUGAUGACGGAAGAUGUGAAGAUCGAGGGCAUUCAACUGUGUGGAUCUGAUAAUCAGACCCCAGAAGAAAUUGAUCGACUUCGCCAAAGGAUCUGGAAGUUCCGACAUCUCUUGAUCGGCAAAGGAAAUGCCCUCCCGCCGCCGGCUAGAGGUGUGGUGUGCGAUAUCGACGUCGGAGGAGCGAGGCCUAUCGCCCUGAAGUGUCGUAAGUUGCGGAUCCAGUUCAGGGAGAAGCUGGCAGACUCGAUCAAGGGUCUAUUGUCCGCCAAAAUGAUCAACUACUCUAGAUCACCAUGGGUUUCCCCGAUCGUGGUGAUCAUCAAGAAGAAUGGAGUGGAUAUC